Molecule: messenger RNA, 1959 nt
Organism: Fusarium tjaetaba
Lineage: Eukaryota; Fungi; Ascomycota; Sordariomycetes; Hypocreales; Nectriaceae
Product: MADS-box transcription factor
Exons: 3
Coding region: 1-1959 (652 amino acids)
Biological process (GO): positive regulation of transcription by RNA polymerase II
Molecular function (GO): protein dimerization activity; RNA polymerase II cis-regulatory region sequence-specific DNA binding; DNA-binding transcription factor activity, RNA polymerase II-specific
Source: RefSeq, a predicted model, not a curated record
AUGGGACGAAGAAAGAUUGAGAUCAAGGCGAUCAAAGAUGACAGGAAUCGCUCUGUCACCUUCUUAAAGCGCAAGGGCGGUCUUUUCAAGAAGGCUCAUGAGCUUUCCGUGCUCUGCUCUGUCGAUGUCGCCGUCUUCAUUUUCGGCAACAAUAAGAAGCUUUACGAAUAUUCAUCAACGGAUAUGCGAGAGCUUAUCCACCGAUAUCAAUACCACGGUGGCCCAAGUGAACACAAAGGUCCUUCCGACUUCAACGGCGGAAACGAUGACGACGAGGAUGAGGAGAAUGACGGCACCCCUCCCCAUGGUCCUGAAGUUGUCGAGAACCAGAUGAUGCCUCCCCAUGCUUACGGACAGCAUCAACCUCCUUUUCCACAGAUUCGACAUCAUACACCUUCAGCAUCACCACCUAUUGGCAAUGGCGGCCCAUUCCAAGCGCAUCCUGGUCAUCCUAUCCAGCGACAACAUACUCCGCAACCAUCGAUCGGCUCACGACCGGCAUCUCGAACGGAUAUGCGCCGCAUGGGUCCCGGCAUGGUCCAACCACCACCUCCGCCCGGCCCUCCGCAUCCCGCAAUGAACUAUAUGCCCAAUCCGCCUAUCUACAACUCGCCUCAUCCUCCCGGUCUAAUACCUCAACAUGGUCCUCAUCCCCAAUAUGCUUAUCAUCAACAGCCUAGCCACAUGCAGCAACCAGGACCGUACAUGGAUGACCGCAGGUCCCCGAUGCCCUCUCCGAUGCCUCCCGCUUACAGUUCGCAACCGCCGUCACAACCAAUCCAAGCUCCUGUCCGUCCAACGCCAUCGCCUCAACCGCCUCAACAACAGCUUCCCCCGAACAUGUCACAAAUGUCACCUCCGCCGCCCCAGCCUGAACGUCGACUUCAUGAUCCUCCACCACCACCUCCCGUGGAACCCAAGACGGAGCCACAAGAACGCCCUCAGCCGCCAUUACUGAAUACGGACAGUGCCAUCAAGAAGCUGCCUCAACGAAAAUCUCACAGUAUCUUCACUCCCAUCGAAGAGAAUCGGUCUAUUUUGUCCCAGCAUCUGGCAUCUUUUACUUCCGAGUCGAACAAAUCAGAGUCUGCUGCUGCCGCUGCCGCUGCUAAUGCUGCAAACGCCGCCAACCGUUCGCAGUCAGUUGAUGUGGCUGCAUUGAACCGGGCCGCGGAUGGGCCCAAAUCAUCACCCCAUUUGCCACAGCGUGCCAGUACCCAGACCGAUGAGAAGUCUCGAACAGUGUCGCUGUCGUCAAUACCAGAAACCACUUUGACUCCGCCGUCGCGUUCUAACAGUGCAAAGGCCGGCGGUCCCGGAGGAGCUCGACCUCGUGGCCCUCGCUUAACGGUGCAGAUUCCGGAUGGCGGAUCUGAAGGCGGCGGUAGCGCACGAACGGCAGAGUCAAACUCGCCGCGGGUCGCCACAGAAACUACAACCCAGGCGCCUCAGCGCCACAACUCUCAGUCGUCACUUGUGCUUCCUCCUCCCUCUCCGUCCGCGUCAGCAAUAUUGUCCGCAGGUGCUACUGGUCCGCCAAAUCCUUUUGCCCGGCCGCCUCCUCAGCAGAAUGUGAAUGGUGAUACUCCUGUCUCUGCCUUGCCAUCACGUUUCUUGACAAAUGAACUCCUUCCGAGCCCUAGUAGCUUCUAUCCCGACUGGAACUUCCGGGGAGGUGACAGUAACACACUACCAAGUCCGCUGAACUUUGCAACGCCAGUUGUCGGUUCAGGUCCUAGUUUCCUCAGAGACGACCUGAACACGACACCAAAUGCAAACUCGAGCGCUUCUAAGGACAGAGAUCCUCUGCCUGGUGCCAAUGGGAGCUUGGGUCAAAACUUGAGUGUAGCUCCAAGCAAUUCUACUGCAACAAAACGAAAGACUCCUGAGCCAGGAGCCACAACGCAGAGCGAUCCUGCGGAUGAGUCAGAACCAAAGCGGUUGAAGGUUGAGGAGUAA